Leucoraja erinaceus (little skate) is the source of this 5327-nucleotide messenger RNA. It is a transcript of the gene igsf5b, whose product is annotated as immunoglobulin superfamily, member 5b. The record is from RefSeq and is a predicted model, not a curated record. Bases 1533 to 2621 code for a protein of 362 amino acids. Gene Ontology annotation, biological process: cell-cell adhesion. The transcript is spliced from 9 exons. NCBI's taxonomy places the organism in Eukaryota, Metazoa, Chordata, Chondrichthyes, Rajiformes, Rajidae.
ACCAGUUCCCUACUGUUUGGAAUGCAGUUAAUUCUUUAACAAAAAAGGUGGGACGUAGAAGCAAUUGGAUCUGGGCCUAUACUCGGCCCCGGUGCAGGAGGCUGAGCACGUAGCCUUGAAGUGCACCUGUGUUGAUGGUCAGUAAGGAGGAGUAUCUUCCUGAGGAAGUGAAGGAAGCGGUUGCAAAGGCACGUUCAGAGGUCUUGAAACUUGGUCAUGAGUUUGUAGGGGUUGAUUAUGUUGAACACAGUUUUUCUCCUCAUCUCCUUCCUAAAAGAACAUCUGUUACUUCUGAGGCUAUACCUUCUAUUGCUAGACUCUCCCACUCGUGGAAAAUUCCUCUCCACAUCCACUAUAUCCAAGCCUUUCACUAUUCUGUAUGUUUUAAUGAGGUCCCCCUCAUUCUUCUAAACUCCAGCGAGUACAGGCCCAGUGCCGACAAAUGUUCAUCAUAGGUUUAAGGCCCUCCUUGAGACCUAUCUCUUUGACUAAAUAGUUGGUCAUUCCUCCUAACCUUUUGGUCUUUGAAAAGGAGCUGGGGCAUUAUACCUGCACCUAGAAUAUACAUAGCCCUCUCUUAACUUUGCGGAAAACUCCACAACCGAGCUUGCCAGUGUUGUUGUCAUAUUGCUGCCUGUGGAAGCUUUCUGGGCACAAUUUGGCUGCUGUGUUUCCUACAUUGCAACAGUGCCAAUGCUCCAAAAGUUGUUUGGUAGCUGUGGGAGUUUUAUUGCAUGAAAUAAAUACAUUCAGCCUUUAUUUUUCUAUGUUAACAAUGAUAUGCAAGUGCAAGUGCAAGUUGCUACUGUUGGUGUUUUUGCCCUCAUUUGUUUAGCUUAGUUUAAUUUUGUUUAUUAUUGUCACGUGUACCGAGGUGCAGUCAAACGUUUUUUUGUUGCCUGCUAUCCAGUCGACAGUUACAAUCAGAUACUCCACGGUGUGCAGAUACAGGAGAAGGGGUAUAACGUUUACUAUAAGAUAAAGUAUAAUAAAGUCCGAUUGAAGAUAGAUGGGAGGUCAGGACUGCUCUCUAGUUGGUAAUAGGAUGGUUCAGUUGCCUGAUAACAACACUGCAGUUUUGAGGAAAAAAGGGCGGAUUUAAACGUCAAAAUCUCCAGUCAUUGUGUGGAGGGUGUGGCUCCUCUCCCGAAUGAACCUAACUGGGAGUCGACAAUGCUGUCACCAGUUGGAGUCUGAAAGUUAAGGGCCGUGGUGACCUUGACAGCUGGAAGCAGUUCAGUCGAUUCUCUGGUUUGUCGUCUGGUAGAUCUGCAGCGGGGGAUGGAGUUCGGCAAGGCUCCGCCUGAGGAAAUAAAUGGAUCAGUUAUAUUUGGCCUGGAUUUUAUGCUGGAGAGGAGGGGGAUGAUUUUCCAAAGGUCCCUCAGGAUUUAACUGAAGGUGCUCCUCAGCAAGGUUCAAAGAACGUUAGGAGCUGAUUGACAAGCUGGAAGCCUUCCCGGCAUGAAACCUUUUCAUUAAUCUAAACGCUGGAAGAGAAGGCACAGCCUUUGACGUGAAGUUCAUGGUACAUCAUGGUGACUGUUCGAAGAGUACUAGCAUUAUUUAGCAUAUCAUUAGGUGUGUGUUUAUCGGCUACAAUCAUAGAAGGUCCAAAAGAUGCCUUUGCUUUGGUUCACUCUGAUGCCGCAUUCAACUGCACAGUAUCAUUGAAUUGGAAAAUUAUCAUCUGGAUGAUAGGGCGCAUACCCAUCCUUACCGUUGUAAAAGAAGGACCAAUUGAAACAAAUCCCCAGUUUGGACAUCAGAACUACUCAACUACGACCACAUUUAUUUCCGAACUCAUCAUCUCAAGGGUAACCAUGCGAAACAAUACGACAGUACAGUGCAACAUUCAAACCGACGAAAUUCGACAGGCAUUUCUGUUUGUACAAGUUGAAGGCCAGCUAUCUUUUGCGACGGACAUUUCAUCUAUUGAGCAAAACCGUGUCUUCAUCAUUGUCUGUAAGGCAGAAGGCUGGUAUCCUGCACCAGCUAUCCUAUGGAAAAAAAACAGCACAACCAUUGAUUCAAAAAUGUACUCCACCACUGUCCAUCAGUCUUCAGAAAAUCACUACAAUACCUUCAGCACUUUAAACCUUACCCUUAGUGUCAGCUCUAACAUUACGUGUCUGGCCAACAUUAAAGCUCUUCCUCAGCCUAGAACUACUGCGCUAUUCAUCACAGUGAAGCCAACUGCUGACGGGAAUCAGUCUUGGCUAAUUAUUGCCAUUGUGGUGCCCAUUGCUGUGGCCAUCCUGCUUAUAAUACUCAUCAUUGUGAUUGUUAUCUGCCUAAAACGAAGAAAACGCUAUGAAACUCGCUAUCGGAAUGAGUUGAGCAAAAGGUCACCAAAGACUCCACAAGAGAUGUCCACAAAUGGUAAAGAAAUAUACGGAGUGGAUAACAUUGGAAUGUCCAUUGGAAGUGAAAAUGAUUAUCGACUUUCCCCAAGUUUAACUUCACCUUACUGGAUGGAUAUGAGGUCUAGAGAAAUGAACAGCAACGUUUUAGAGACCCCUCCAGCUCCAGCGGAUAAUUACGCAGUCCAGGAGAGAACACAAAGGCAACCGAUGAACGUUCCCGGAAACCCACGGAAAAUAAGACACAUGACUACCGUAUGAUGGAUUGUGCCAGAGAGGAAUUUCGUUUUUAUUUAGGAUUUUUAUUUUUGUUUUGUCAAUAGUAAUCUAACUUGCACUGGAAGUAUUUCGAAUCUGAAUAUUUCCUGGUCACUCACUCGCUGGGUUGAAACGAUGGAUUCCCAGCCAGAGCAGAAUAAAACUGACGCUCUCCACCGCAGCUGUUUGACAGAAACAAAAACUAAACUCAGGGAUAGUGAUUUAUUUUCUCUCCCACAAAGCGGUUUCUUGAAUGAAGGACAAAACCCGCUUCUAUAUCGCUUGUGUUCUUUGGAGUGUAAUUUAUUUAAAUUGUUCGUUAAUCACAGUGCCCUGCUGCUGAAGAAAAGGGAUUCAAGUUGACCUUGCACUUUCACUUGCAGAAUCAAUUCCAUGGUCCACUUGCACUGUCAGACUGUCAGCCAGCACUGUCCUCCAGUAGGAGGAAUGUCAUCCCUGCCUUAAAGCUUAACUCUUGUUACUGCCUCCACAUCCACUCCUGAUCGGGUUGGCUGCCUCCAGACUCUUAUUACCCUGACACUAACAUUCAAACUCUUUGAGAGACACAAAAAGCUGGAGUAACUCAGCGGGUCAGGCACCAACUCUGGAAACAAGGAAUGGGUGACGUUUCAGGUUGAGAGCUUUCUUCAGAUCCAAAGACAAUGCCACCUACUCUUUUUCUCCAGAGAUGCUGCCUGACCCGCUGAGCUAUUUCGUCUUUAUGUGUGUCUUAUCUUUGGUUCUUUCCUGCACAUUCAAACUCAAAUCCUUUGAUCUAUUUAUCACCCUGACAACAGGGCCGUACGGUGGCACAGUGGCAGAGCUGCGACCUCACAGCGCCAAAGAUCUGGGUUCGAUCCUGACCUCGGAUGCUGCCUGUGUGGAGUUUGCAUGUUCUCCCUGUGACCGUGUGGGUUUCUCCAGGUGCUUUGGUUUCCUCCCACACUUCAAAGAGGUGGGGGUUUGUGGGUGAAUUGGCCCAAUAAAUGUAGUUUAGUUUAUGAAUUUAGAUUAUUAUUGUCACGUGUACAGUAUAACGUUUUUUUGUUAUUUACUAUUCAGUCAGCGAAAAGAUUCUACAUGAUUACAAUCAUGCUGUUCACAGUGUACAGAUACAGGAUAAAGGGCAUCAUGUUUAAUGCAAGAUAAAUUAAUUGCCCCUGGUAUAUAGGGAAUAGAUGAGAAAGUGGGAUAAGAUAAAAAACUGGAGUGAACAGAUGGCCGUCAUGGACCAGAUGGGCCGAAAGGCCUGUUUCCAUGCUAUAUCUCUAAACUAACCUCGCUUUAGCUGCACCUAUUUCUUUGCCUUUCCCAUCUACAGAGAUAACCAGUUGCAGGAUCCACUUCGUUAUAAGUGCCGCUCCAUCUCCCCACACCCCACAGUAGGUUUGCAAACUGUGGAACCAGAUUCCAUUUAUACAAUGCCUUUCACUAGCUCUGUGCAUCAGCCUGUGAAGAACCUUUUGAAAUACGGUCACUCAUAAUUUUGGAGGUGCAGCCAUUGUAAUCUCCUAAUCUGUCAGUCUCCUAAUCUGAGGAAAGACAUUCUUGCCAUAGAGGUAGUACAGAGGAGGUUCACCAGACUGAUUCCUGGGAUGUCAGGACUUGCAUAUGAGGAAAGACUGGAUAGACUCGGCUUGUACUCGCUAGAAUUUAGAAGAUUGAGGGGGGAUCUUAUAGAAACUUACAAAAUUCUUAAGGGGUUGGACAGGCUAGAUGCAGAAAGAUUGUUCCUGAUGUUGGGGAAGUCCAGAACAAGGGGUCACAGUUUAAGGAUAAAGGGAAAAUCUUUUAGGACUGAGAUGAGAAAAAAAAAAAUUCACACAGAGAGUGGUGAAUCUCUGGAAUUCUCUGCCACAGAAGGUAGUUGAGGCCAGUUCAUUGGCUAUAUUUAAGAGGGUUAGAUGUGGCCCUUGUGGCUAAAGGGAUCAGGGGGUAUGGAGAGAAGGCAGGUACAGGAUACUGAGUUGGAUGAUCAGCCAUGAUCAUAUUGAAUGGCGGUGCAGGCUCGAGGGGCCAAAUGGCCUACUCCUGCACCUAUUUUCUAUGUUUCUAUGUAAGUAUCUGCUAACAGAAAUGAUCACAAUGACCAGAGAACUGUGGACAAUAAUCGUUCCCUGGCUGCCAGCUCGGAAUAUGCCCCAUGGUGUUGUUCCCUGCUUUUGCCUAAGUCAACGGACAGGAAGUACCAUUCGUAAAGGCUCCUGCAUCACAGUUGUUUUGCAUCCAUGCUCCAGGGUGGAGCUCUUGGCUGAGCUGCCUUAGUGCUGUUGAGAAGAAGCAGCCCUGGCAUUAUGUAGAAAGCUCUGCUUUGAAAAGUCGGCGCCCGCCUUCAGAUUAUCCAGCUCAGGCGAUAAAGACGAGGGAAAAAUACCUGGUUGGUUUAGUCCUUGGCUUCCUGUUGAUUGUCAGUAUGUUGUCAGGGUUGCCUGAAAAAUCAACGUUAAUGUUUAUUCCAAUGUACUGUAUUUCCUACUGAGCUAUUGAGUAGUUAAUAAAUAUAUUUUGUAUACUUGCUGUGUGUGGACCUCUCUCAAUUGGACAUGACUAAGAUUAGUGUUUAAGAAGGAACUGCAGAUGCUGGAAAAUCGUAGAUAGACACAAAUGCUGGAGAAACUCAGCGGGUGCAGCUGCAUCUACGGAGCGAAGGAAAUAGGCAACGUUUCAGGCCGAAACCCUUCUUCAGACUAAGAUUAGUGAUUUACUAUG